This is a messenger RNA of Gregarina niphandrodes, 1989 nucleotides long. RefSeq lists its product as hypothetical. The coding region runs from base 1 to 1989 and encodes 662 amino acids. The record is from RefSeq and is a predicted model, not a curated record. The transcript has a single exon. NCBI's taxonomy places the organism in Eukaryota, Apicomplexa, Conoidasida, Eugregarinorida, Gregarinidae.
AUGCGUAAUAUCACAGCUGGACAGCGCGGCGUUGAAGGUGUAAUGAUGGCGGGCUCAUCUCUAUUGCGUGCAUUGCUUGGAUACGGAGGUUCUAUGGAGUGCCAGAAUGAGCAGGUGAGUGUUACUGGACGCGCGUUUAUAUUGACAGGUGCCACGGACUGGCAGUCAUCGGAGAGGGACUUAGGUGAUUCAGUGAUUCUACAGCAGCGGUUAUACGGUCCUUUUUGGUCUUGGGCUCAUGAUAUUCUUCUGAAUGAUUGGGACCAUAUGAUUCCUUACGUAGUUAAACAAGAGUGGGAGAGGCAAGGUGGUUGUCGAACAGUUGCUACCCUUGCCCGAAUUGCUGCUAAGAUCGGACAAGUUCAAAUUCCUACCAUGUCCUAUUAUGAUUGUUCGUCUGAAAAUGAUACUGAAACAAUAGCGUUCACAGAAGAAGUGUUCGAGUCAGUGGCGAGUCGUCACUGUCUUCAAGCGGAUGGUCUUAGAUUCGGCCUAUUUGCGAGAGAGUUCCAAGGCGCUUUGUCCUUCGCCAUGCGAGACUUUCUUCUUGAUCAUGUAAAGGACGGUACCGUAGGUAGCAUGGAAGCCCAGGGGCAAGAAGUGAAAGUGGAGUCGUGGCAGGAAAUAAAAAGACGUCUUCUCCACCGGCUUUGUGACGAGGGAAGGAGAACUGGAGCCAACCAAAAAAACAAGACUCCAAUAAAGAUUCCAACGGGAAUCAAAGAAUGGGCCCGCAACAUUCGGAAGGUCCGAAAUAUCAUCGGGAAAAGAGAGUUUGAGAAGAGACUGGCCAGCAUAAAAUAUGGAGAUAUCAUAUCAGCGUUACCAGUAACGAAUCUAGAGAGCUGUAUCCAUACGGUAUGGUUAAAUCGACUCUCGCAUCUGCCGUGUUAUUCAGUCCGUCUGUACGGUCCGCUGGACUCAGAUGAACGUCCGGACCGCUCCGGUUACCGUGCUGUCGAGUCCUGCCGAAGGGCGACCAGGGCGUAUUUCGAAGAGAAAGGUAAUCAGCUUAAGCCUCUGACGAACGAAGUGGACGAAAUUGUAGCUGAAAUUAUUAGGAAAGAACUCUUGCCGGAUUGGGCCAGGCUCGGGCUGACGGAAAGAGUAAUUGACUAUAUACUGAGAGAUUGGACACCGCCUUCAAGCACAGUAUCUCCGGAUGAGAUCGUUGCGUGUCGAGAGAUGGUUCCGUCUUUUUCGGGGACGGUAUCUGUCGCAGGAUCAGAAAUGUCUACACCGCAAGCCAGCAAUGUGUUAUUCCAAUCUCCUGAUGGGAUGAUCGUGCGGGUGUCUACCGAGGUGUCUACGGAGAUGUCUACAGAGGUGCCUACAGAGGACAUAUUUGCCGUAGAGGCGGCUAAGAUACGUCGUCGAGAGAGCCGCCACAGAUUUUCUGCGCAGACCCGGAUGGAUAAGUUGAUUUUUUUGGCUAAGUCUCAGGCACUCGAGUCAGGCAUCAUGCCAGAGGAAAUUAGUGGAUUAGGUAUGCCAUUUGUUAUCUCAAGAGAAUUUCCACGACUCGUUCCAUUGGGUGCGCUGAUGUGGGCUUACGACGUCCUCAAGUACGACUUACUCCAUGUAUUACCAACACCUUACCAAUACUCUUUGACAAGAAUUCCUUCGGUUGUAGAACUGGCUAUGUAUGCAACGACCAGGCUACGCAAGCAACGACAACUUGGUUGUUACCCAUCUGAAUUAUACUACGACUUUCAGGAAGUCACGGACUUUCGCACCUGGUCAAAUAUCGCCAUCGAACAUCGGCUCCUCCGAUCACAGACCAUGGAACGACGAAAACUGUGUUUACCCGAUUCUAACGAUCUAUGCGGCUUGGCUAGAUCAGCGUGGGCGGAUCGUCUUCUAGGAAUGUGCUGGGGUAAUGCGAGCCAAGUCGGUGAACCAGAUGAGAUGGUACCCAAACACGUCUUUCUGGCCAUCGUUUAUUCGCACAUAUGCGAGGCUAUACGAUAUGACCCCGCUUCUUCUUAA